GCCAAAUUUAGGACUGAAACCGAGAGAUGAGAACACGCGACUUGCAAAGCCUUUAAGCCCCGCUCCAGGGAACGGCCUCGGUUGAAAUGCGCGAUGCCAGGGACAGCCCGGUCCCCCCGCACGGUUCCUCGCGAGCUCUUCUUUGGCUACUUUCUAGGCAGUAUUUUUACCUCCGGAGCUCUCGAUUUCCCAGGUACGGUGUCUUGCCAGGAUGACCCGUGGCGAAUUUGGCUGCCAAAGGAAGUUGCCAACUCGAGCUCCUGGGACAUAGACAUUCUCGAUGGCAGCGGGGAUGACAUGGAAGACUGUCGUUAUCAAAUUGACUACGGAAAGCAAGUGUUGAUGGUUGGGCACCUGAACUGUACUGAAAUGGAGGAUAACAAGCAACGCCUGAGAUUUAGACUGCAGUUCAACAAUACAGAGGGGGUUCGGCCCCAGAAUGAAACUUACAGUGUUGACUGUGACACCCUCCAAGCUGACGAAGCGUUUUCCGAUGAGGGCUUCACCAGCGCUACAAACUGCACCAAAAACUCCAUGGCAGUGACAUUCCCAAGGAUGAUUCCCAGUUUUCGAGAUGAACUCACGGGUGUCCGGCCUGAAAUGGCGCCUCAAGUGGUGUCUGGAAUGGAGUGGGUCGUAUCCAUCGAGCACAAUGGCCGGACCCACCAUAUGAAUCUCAGACAGGCGAUUCAACAGGGCUACACGUUCCUUUCCAAUGUCAAUGACGUCAUCAUCCAAGUCCCGUUUAAUGCUAGAGGAGUCACAGUUUACAAGCAAGAUGACUACGUGUUGUACACAAUAGCUAUCAAGCUAACGUAUGGGCCUCCAGAGCAGCGUCUGACCCUGGAAUCGAGAAUGAUCUGCGCCCCAGGCCCAGCGGUCUGCAAUUCAACCCACAUGACGAUGAUUCUCCCAGCUUUCCCAGGAAAAUUGACAGCUAUCAGUCUGAAUGAGAAGAACAUUCCCGUACACCAAAUUCAAGCCAACGGCAUUGGUGUGGACACCAGAAGUGGAGUGAAGUUGUAUAUUCCCAAAAGACUUCUAAACACUCGGGCCUACAGAGAUCAGGAUUGCUCAGGUUUUCAGUUGUAUGCUGCAUCCUUGACCUUGAAUUUUGACUACCAUGGAGAAAUAGCCACCAUGGUUAGCUACCCGGAGUGUCCUUGUGAACAAAAUGCACCAAUAGUCACCGUAUGCACUCAAGAUGGACACAUGGAUUUUGAGAUCACAAGCAGCAGUACGAAACCGGACUUAAACCUGGAUACCCUCAGGCUCAGGGACCCAACCUGUGGGCCUGUCUCCUGGUCGGCUUCGAAAGAUCGAGUCCACUUCCGUAUACCCCUGAAUGGUUGCGGGACCACGAUAAAGGUUGUCGGUGAGAAGAUGGUUUAUGAAAACGAAGUGAGCUCCUUUUGGCCAGAUCAGCCUCCACGCUGGAUCUCCAGAGACAGCGAUUUCAGGUUGACCGUGGUUUGUUCGUACAAGAGUGCUGAUACUUCCUUGAAUGUCAAGAUAAACACUCUUCCUCCUCCUGAUCCUGUAAUCAACCAGGGUCCGCUUUCUCUUCUUCUUCUCAUUUAUCCAGAUCAGUUCUACGCAGUUCCUUACAGCGACGACCAAUAUCCAAUUGUGAAAUACCUGCGACAGCCCAUUUUCCUGGAGGUUCAAGUGCUCAACCGAAAUGACCCAAACAUCCAUUUAAUGCUGGAGAACUGCUGGGCUACCCUGUCCUUAGAGCCGGCUUCUUUGCCACGCUGGAACAUUGUAGUUGAUGGAUGUGAAUACGAACUUGACAAUUACAAAACCGUCUUCCACCCAGUCGGCCCGGCGGUCAGUUACGCUAAUUUCCGCCAAAGGUUUGAAGUGAAGGCAUUCGCUUUUGUCUCCAAUGGCGAAGCUUUGUCCAACCUGGUGUAUUUCCAUUGCAGUGUUAUCAUCUGUGAUAGACAACGUCCAGAUUCUCCUCUGUGUUCCUCUGGAUGUCCUCGUCUUUCCAGGAAACGCCGAGAAGAAGCAACGGAAAAGACUGCAGUGGUGACUCUUCCGCACGCUGUCAUUUUGGUACCGGAGGAGCAAUUUAAGAUGCAAGGCCAGCAGAAGUUGAGCGUCGAGAUGUGGAUUACCAUUUCUUUGAUAACAGCGUUUGCCUUUUUGGUUAUGGUUUUUGCGAUCCUGGUUUUGUUGUUCCGAAGGCGGAAAGGAUCUGGCUCGAUCAACUGAAUAAAAAGAUCCCUCAAUUAC
This is a messenger RNA of Crotalus tigris (Tiger rattlesnake), 2241 nucleotides long. It is a transcript of the gene ZP2, whose product is annotated as zona pellucida glycoprotein 2. The record is from RefSeq and is a predicted model, not a curated record. NCBI's taxonomy places the organism in Eukaryota, Metazoa, Chordata, Lepidosauria, Squamata, Viperidae. The transcript has 18 exons. The coding region runs from base 94 to 2220 and encodes 708 amino acids. Gene Ontology annotation, molecular function: structural constituent of egg coat; acrosin binding. Gene Ontology annotation, cellular component: egg coat. Gene Ontology annotation, biological process: prevention of polyspermy; binding of sperm to zona pellucida.